CAUUUGUUUACCCACAUUACCAGAUAAUUACCAUUCAAAGUCAAGCUCACAGAAUAAGAAAGGCACAUGCCCCAGCAACCCAUAUAAAAUUCAUCUCGAUCAGCUUAACUGCUUAAGCUUGCAACCAUUGACGUUGUCGGUAACCAACCUCUUCUUCAGCAAUGGCCUCCCAAACUUGCCAACCUCACUUUGUCUUGAUACCACUCAUGGCACAAGGCCAUAUGAUUCCCAUGAUAGACAUGGCCAGGCUCUUUGCAGAGCGUGGCGUUAUUGUUAGCUUGGUCACAACCCCUUACAACGCCUCAAGAUUUGACACAAUUGUUCAUCGAGCAAAAGAGUCUGGGCUCCCACUUCGCCUAGUACAAAUCGAGUUCUCAUGCCAAGAAGUGGGACUUCCUAUUGGGUAUGAGAAUCUUGAUAUCCUACCUUCACCAAACUUGCUAAGAAAAUUCUACAAAGCUCUUAGCUUGCUACAAGAACCACUAGAAAAACACCUCGAGAAACAAAAUCCCCCUCCAACUUGCAUUAUAUCUGACAAGAGCCUGUUUUGGACGUCAAAAACAGCUCAAAAGUUCAACAUUCCAAGGCUUGUUUUCCAUGGGAUGGGCUGUUUCUCACUUCUAAGCUCGCAUAAUAUCAAACACUACAGUGCUCAUCAAUCGGUCACUUCUGACUCAGAACCUUUUGUGAUUCCAGGACUGCCCCAAAGAAUUGAAAUAACAAGAGCCCAACUGCCAGGAACAUUUGUUACACUUCCCGAUAUUGAUGAUUUCCGAGACAAGAUACAAGAGGCUGAAUUAACAGCUUACGGGGUUGUAGUAAACAGUUUCGAUGAGUUAGAGAACGAGCGCAUUGAGUUGUACAGAAAGGCUAUUAACAAGAAGGUGUGGUGCGUUGGGCCAGUUUCUUUAUGUAACAAGGAGAAUUUGGACAAGUUUGAGAGAGGCAACAAAGCACCAAUUGAUGCGCAUCAAUGCUUGGAAUGGCUUAACUCGAUGAAACCAAGGUCAGUUAUUUAUGCUUGUCUAGGUAGUUUAUGCCGCCUUGUUCCUUCACAACUAAUUGAACUUGGGUUGGGUCUAGAAGCAUCAAAUCAGCCAUUCAUUUGGGUAAUCAAAACAGGACCAGAGUUAGAGGAGUGGUUGUUGAAGGAAAAUUUUGAAGAAAGGAUCAAAGGGAGAGGACUCUUAAUCAGGGGAUGGGCUCCACAAGUAUUUAUUCUAUCCCAUCCAGCAGUAGGAGGGUUCCUAACACACUGUGGUUGGAACUCAAUAAUAGAAAGCAUGUGUUCUGGGUUGCCAAUGAUAACUUGGCCUCUGUUUGCCGAGCAAUUCUUUAAUGAAAAGCUAGUUGUCGAAAUUUUGAGGAUUGGAAUUCGGGUAGGUGUGGAUAUCCCUGUGAGAUGGGGGGAUGAAGAGAGAGUUGGGGUGUUGGUGAAGAAAGAUGAGGUUGAGAAGGCCAUAGUUAUGUUGAUGGAUGAGGGAGAAGAAGGUGAAAAGAGAAGAAAGAAAGCAAGAGAACUUGGAGAUAUGGCAAGAAGGGCAAUGGAAAAAGGAGGAUCUUCUCAAUUGAACUUGUCAGUGUUGAUUGAAGAUAUAAGAAGACAGUCCGCUCAAGACUAAGGAGAAGUACCGCUCGGAGAAACUGCUAGUGGUCACUAGUUCGGUCCCUACGGAUGUGUAAGACUUCUAAAUUUUAUUUACAAAUUUUCAUUUUGGUAAUAACAAGUACAAAAAAGCAAACGUAUGUACUUUGUGCGCAACAGUUUGUAUGAAAUAAAAACUACUUAUUUAAUUUACAUAUUAAUUUCA
Molecule: messenger RNA, 1811 nt
Organism: Quercus robur (English oak)
Lineage: Eukaryota; Viridiplantae; Streptophyta; Magnoliopsida; Fagales; Fagaceae
Product: UDP-glycosyltransferase 73D1-like
Exons: 1
Coding region: 162-1622 (486 amino acids)
Molecular function (GO): UDP-glycosyltransferase activity
Source: RefSeq, a predicted model, not a curated record